Messenger RNA from Scheffersomyces stipitis CBS 6054, 966 nucleotides. RefSeq names its product Fgr50p (gene FGR50). The transcript has a single exon. The coding region runs from base 1 to 966 and encodes 321 amino acids. The record is from RefSeq and is a predicted model, not a curated record. NCBI's taxonomy places the organism in Eukaryota, Fungi, Ascomycota, Pichiomycetes, Serinales, Debaryomycetaceae.
AUGACAGGCUUGGCUUCUAAAUGGGCUACAGAUGACUCUUUAGUUGAAGAAGCUAAGAAACAGGAUGAAAUUAAAAAUACUCCUGUGGAACAAAAAACAACACUGAUAGAAAGUAAAUGGAGCAAGCCAGUAACUGUUGGAAAGAAACAGACUUUGGUGAGUAAAUGGGCAGAUUCUCCUGCUGAAGAGACCUCAAAACCCCCAGUAGCUAAAGAAAGCCAUCACCAAGAACAUCUGACUCACAAACCGAGUAGGUCUAAAGAACCGAAUAGAUCUAAGGAAACAAACAGACCCAAAGAACCAAAGUCGUACAGAGAUCACUCGAAAGAAAAUCAACAUGCUGACAGUGGAGCCCAUACAAGACUGGGUAGAUCGCACGGACGAACGAAAUCAAGAGACGUUCAAUAUCUGGCUCCAGAAAUACCUGUACAAGAAAGAGGUCCAAUGACCAAUGCUGCUGAUGCAUUUGCUGCCAGAAUUGGUGUUCCAAGUAAACCUGUGAACCGUGUAGUUGAAGAGCACGUGGAAGAAGGUGAUGGUUUUGUCACUACGGAUGAAGAGGACGAGGAAGAAGAGAAUGAAGAAGAAUUAGAAGAAGUACCAGUCCUUUCUGCUGCACAAUUAAAGUCAGCUAAUGUACUUGCAUCAAGGCUAGGAGGGAUUUCAUUGAAAGAAAAUACUAUAUCAAAGAAAAACACUCCUGGUAGACAGACUCCUACAACUAAGAAUAAGCCAGAUACUAGAGGUGAUUCCAGAGAUAAGAACCGUAAAGAUGAAAGAGGAACCAAAUCCAAGUAUGAAACACCGCGACAGAAGAAAGAAAGAGACCAGCGUACUUCUCAGAAUGAGGAACGUAGACGUGCACAAUUGAACAAAGAGGCAGAGGAGAAGAAGGCUGAGCAGGAAAUGUUGAAAAUGUUGGAUAAACUAGAUGCCAAAGAGAUAGACUGGGUAGACUUUGAGUGA